GCCAUCCAUUACUGCAUCUAGGAGCAUGUGGAAGAGAUUUUCCCCUGCCAGUUCUUCACCACAAGCAUCACCAUUAGAGCACAGGGUGGAGACUGGUAAAGCGUGACUCUCUGAACGUGGAGGGAUGUAGGCAAGUAUGAGAGAGAUGAUCAUAGGGAGAGUUUAGUUACACCAGGACUGAUACGGCCCGGUUCUGCAUGUAGAGCUACGGGACAGGCAAGUGAUUUUGAAUAGCUAAAAAUUGCUGGCCUUUCAUUAUAACCACAGAAGAGAGUAACCCACAGUGCCUAACAGGAGAGUGUUGCCAAGAACGUGGUAAUUAGUGGGUAGUUGUGGGUACUCAUGGCGUCUCCGGACCACCAAGAAACUAAGGACCCCACAGACACCGCCAGAACAGAUAGACCUCUGACCAUUGCUACAUCUUGCCCUGUCCACAGCCACAAUUCUGAGGACAAAAAGCAGAACGGAUUGAGGAAGGGCCUGGUGAGACAUCGGGACUACGUCAAAAUCUCUGUGCCGGAAGGGAAAGGCAACAGAUUGCCAUCAGAAUGGUGGAAGACAUUCAUCGCUUUGUUUUAUGCCAUUUUAAACCUGGUUCUGACCACAGUUACGAUCACAGUGGUCCAUGAGAGAGUGCCUCCCAAGGAGAGCAGCCCACCUCUGCCAGAUAAGUUCUUUGAUUAUAUAGACCGCGUGCAGUGGGCAUUUAUAGUGACUGAGGUCAAUGGGAUGGUUCUGGUGUCCAUCUGGUCCAUUCAGUUGCUCUUUCACAGAUACAAGGCUAUUGUGGGAAGACGCUAUUUCUUUCUGCUGGGCACAUUGUACAUGUAUAGAUGCAUCACCAUGUACAUCACCACUCUACCUGUGCCUGGCAUGCACAUGGUCUGUGCCCCGAAGCUCUAUGGAGAUUCCCAGGCAAUGCUGCAACGUGUUCUGCAGUUGAUCUCUGGUGGUGGUUUAUCAAUAACUGGCUCUCAUCUGCUGUGUGGAGACUUCCUGUACAGUGGACACACUGUCAUGCUCACGCUCACAUACCUCUUCAUCAAGGAGUAUUCUCCUCGUUCUUUCUGGUGUUAUCACCUGCUGUGUUGGUUAAUGGCUGCUGUGAGUGUAGUGUGCAUCUUGGUGGCCCAUGAGCACUACAGCGUGGAUGUGGUGGUGGCCUAUUUUAUCACCACCCGACUGUUCUACUGGUAUCACACUAUGGCCAACUUGCAGACUUUAAAGUGUUCUCCGAACAACUACCUCACUCACACCUGGUGGAAUCCUGUGUUUAACUUCUUUGAGAGGAACGUUCAGACCCAAGUGCCCUGUUCUUUCUGCUGGCCAAUCACAUGCCCCCUUGCCUGCCUGAAGAACCCCUGUAAGAAUUAUUCCAUGGUGCAGAGUGGCCGGGAAGAGUGAUUAUUUCUGUCACAGUGAAUUCAGCAUAAUGUUUUGUACAGUAUUUUGCUUAUGGCUAUCUAAAUGUUUACAUCAUACAGAAAACCAAAGACUGUAAUGGUUUGAUAUUGUGAAAUGGACCCAUAGCAAUGAGCCAAAGUACUUUUUGCAUUGCAUUUUUAUAGUAAUUUAUUUGCUGUCAAUGUGGCCACUUACAGAAACACAAGGAUUUACAGUAAAUGGCCUAGUGGAAGUGGUAUAAUUAUAAAAUGGAUUUGCAGAAAUCCUCUCUUCUCUCUUUCUCUCUUUGUUUCUAUCACAAGAUAAACCAACAUUGUUUGCAUUCCCUCUUGUUGCCUUAUUUUGCCUAUUUAAUUGUCCUUUAAAAUAUAUGUUUACCCAA
Messenger RNA from Xyrauchen texanus (razorback sucker), 1786 nucleotides. RefSeq names its product phosphatidylcholine:ceramide cholinephosphotransferase 2-like. The coding region runs from base 343 to 1404 and encodes 353 amino acids. The transcript has 6 exons. Lineage: Eukaryota; Metazoa; Chordata; Actinopteri; Cypriniformes; Catostomidae. Gene Ontology annotation, molecular function: ceramide cholinephosphotransferase activity; sphingomyelin synthase activity. Gene Ontology annotation, biological process: sphingomyelin biosynthetic process; ceramide biosynthetic process. The record is from RefSeq and is a predicted model, not a curated record. Gene Ontology annotation, cellular component: Golgi membrane; endoplasmic reticulum membrane.